GCGGUCCAGUCCCGUCGAGUGGCUCUGAGACGCUGCAGAGGAGGACGCAAGGAAAGUAGAGAGCCACCAGAACUAUGCAAUCACAAAAACACACUCGUCUCUAUGGACUGUAAAAUGAAAAUAUCACACAUCCUCCACUUGGAUUGGAAGAAACAACACAUGCGACUCUGAUGACCAACACAAUAACGGAAUUCACUUUUUGGAGUUUGGGAGUUCACUCCGAAAUAAUCUUUUGGCGUUUCAAGCAACAGUUUGUAAAUAUCGCUGAGACAGAACGACUAUCCCCUAGCCAUCCUUCAAGAUGGAGGAGGAACAGUGCUUCUACAAUGAGUCCAUUGCCUUCUUCUACAACCACAGUGGAAAGUACCUGGCUACAGAGUGGAAUACCGUCAGUAAGCUGGUGAUGGGGCUGGGUAUCACAGUAUGUAUCUUCAUCAUGCUGGCUAACUUGCUGGUCAUGGUGGCUAUAUACGUCAACCGCCGCUUCCACUUCCCUAUUUACUACCUGAUGGCCAACCUGGCGGCCGCGGACUUCUUUGCCGGCCUGGCGUACUUCUACCUGAUGUUCAACACGGGCCCGAACACGCGGCGCCUCACGGUCUCCACGUGGCUGCUCCGACAGGGUCUCAUCGACACGUCCCUCACGGCGUCCGUGUGUAACCUCCUUGCCAUCGCCAUCGACCACAUCACCGUUUUCCGCAUGCAGCUACACACGCGCAUGUCCAACCGGCGUGUGGUGGUGGUGAUUGUCGUCAUCUGGACCUUGUCUAUCGUCAUGGGAGCCAUCCCGUCGGUAGGGUGGAACUGUAUCUGUGACAUCGGCACGUGUUCUAGCAUGGCUCCGCUGUACUGUAACUCCUACCUGGUGUUCUGGGCCGUAUUCAACCUGGUCACCUUCCUGGUCAUGGUGGUGCUGUACGCUCACAUCUUUAUGUACGUGAGACAGAGGACCAUGAGGAUGAGCAGACACAGCUCUGGGCCACGCAGGAACAGAGACACCAUGAUGAGUCUGCUGAAGACUGUCGUCAUCGUAUUGGGUGCGUUCAUCGUGUGCUGGACGCCAGGCCUGGUUCUCAUCCUCCUCGAUGUGUUCUGUGCCAACUGUAACGUCCUGGACUUUGAGAAGUUCUUCCUGCUCCUGGCUGAGUUUAACUCCGCCAUGAACCCCAUCAUCUACAGCUACCGGGACAAGGAGAUGAGCGCCACCUUCAAGCAGAUCCUGUGCUGUCAGCGCCAGGAGAACGUUAACGGGACGGCAGCCGAGGGCUCUGACCGCUCAGCGUCCUCCAUCAAUCACACCGUGCUGAGUGGAGGGAAACAAAACAAUGAUCACUCAGUGGUGUGAGGAGAGGAGAGGGGCUGGAGACAGGAGGAGAGGGGCUGGAGACAGAAGGAGAGGGGCUGGAGACAGAAGGAGAGGGGCUGGAGACAGGAGGAGAGGGGCUGGAGACAGAAGGAGAGGGGCUGGAGACAGGAGGAGAGGGGCUGGAGACAGAAGGAGAGGGACUGGAGACAGGAGGAGCGGGGAGGGGCUGGGGCUGCAGAGAGGAGGAGAGGGACUGGGGCUGGAGACGAGAGGAGAGGAGAGGGACUGGGGCUGGAGACGAGAGGAGAGGAGAGGGACUGGGGCUGCAGAGAGGAGGAGAGGGACUGGGGCUGGAGACGAGAGGAGAGGAGAGGGACUGUGGCUGGAGCUAGGGUGAGAGGAGAAGGACUGGGGCUGGAGACAGGAGGAGAGGAGAAGGGCCGGAGCUAGCAGAAGAGGAGCUGGAGACAGGAGGAGAGGACUGGGGCUAGAGACCAGAGGAGAGUGGGCUGCAGUGUGGAGCCCAGCCCAGGGGUGGCCAGGAGAUGAGUGGGGGGACGAGGGCAGGCUGGGGCCACGGAGGUGGGUGGCCAGGAGAUGAGUGGGGGGACGAGGGCAGGCUGGGGCCACGGAGGUGGGUGGCCAGGAGAUGGACAAUUGGACCUACUAUAAUUGACCAGGGUGUUGCCAUGGAGACGGGUCGGAACAGAGGGCAGAUUCAUUGCAAGACUCUUAUUGGUUGUUAGUUAUUUGUUUUCUAUUUUGUUAAAGUGUUGACACCACAUGAACUAUUUAAAGACUUUAAUGUAUGAUGAUGUGAAGGACUUACCUGCCUGCAGAAGCUCUCUGUAUCCCCCCUCUCUCUGACUAAACUUCUUAACUAGCAUUAUAAACACAUUACCAUCACAA
Oncorhynchus keta (chum salmon) is the source of this 2215-nucleotide messenger RNA. Its product is annotated as lysophosphatidic acid receptor 1-like. The record is from RefSeq and is a predicted model, not a curated record. Gene Ontology annotation, molecular function: lysophosphatidic acid receptor activity. Gene Ontology annotation, cellular component: membrane. NCBI's taxonomy places the organism in Eukaryota, Metazoa, Chordata, Actinopteri, Salmoniformes, Salmonidae. Gene Ontology annotation, biological process: neurogenesis; phospholipase C-activating G protein-coupled receptor signaling pathway.